AUGACUGACGGUCGCGGUACGUUUCGCGUCGCUCUAGCGCCGGCGUCUCCGCUGGAAUCCGUCGGAUGGUACCUCAGUCUUUACUGGCCGGCGAUGCAAAAGGAGUUCAAGGGGAUCGUGCAGAGGUACGAUGCGGACUCUAAACACCACACGGUGCGAUGGGACAACGCCCCGCGCGGGAGCGAUGGCGUUACGGAGGUUGAUUUGUCGGAGGGCGAGCUGACGUGGCUCAAACCUCCGGAGAAGGCGGGCGCGAGAGAAUUCGUCAAUCAUAGGCUUCAUUCGUAG
Messenger RNA from Ostreococcus tauri, 288 nucleotides. Its product is annotated as unnamed product. The transcript has a single exon. The record is from RefSeq and is a predicted model, not a curated record. Lineage: Eukaryota; Viridiplantae; Chlorophyta; Mamiellophyceae; Mamiellales; Bathycoccaceae. The coding region runs from base 1 to 288 and encodes 95 amino acids.